CUUGACAAACGAGCUGGCGAGAGAGGAACCGCUACACUACACGUCUCGUCAACUUCGUAGAUCCACACACACACGCACACACACACACACGCACACACAAAGGGCGUUGAAGAACCUGCGACGAUGGGUGUGAGGCUGUACUACACCACCGUUACUGCUUCACGGACGGUGAAGUCUCAGCAGGCAGAGGUGAUUCGGAUCCUCGACAGUAAAAGCAUCAAGUAUGAGCUCGUCGACAUCUCUCUCGAUGAGCAGCUGCGCAGCGAAAUGAGGAGCAAGGCGGGCGACCCGAAGGCCGCCCCUCCCCUGCUUUUCAAUGAAGGCGACUACUGUGGGAACUAUGAAAUGUUUUCGGACGCAGUGGAAGCAGACACGGUGGAACAGCUUCUGAAACUGGCAUGAGGAGGGUCAUGAGAGUGAUUCCCCGUCUUAACCCCACCCACUCACCCACACUGUGCCCUAAUGGCAGCCCUAUCUCCACCCUCUCUGCACCAACGACUGGGUCCACCUGCUUUCAAUGCCAUAAUGAAGAAUGCCAAAUAUCUUGUUUUCAGCUGAUCAAGAGACACAUUCCCCCCUCGUCAGUGCACCUUUUAGAUUAAGAGUCUUAAUCCGCUUUAUUCUCGCGUUCAAUCUUUUGCUUUGAUUCCUUUCAGACGGCCUUUUCUGUCUGACAGACCAGUGUUACCACGUUCUCCUCGUCCACUGGGAAUCAGUGGGGUGUCUCGGUGUGCAGUAGUUCCACUGAUUGACAACAUUCACACACGCGCACACACACACUCAUCACUCAGUCUUAAUUACUUCUGGUUGUCUUUUUUCCGCAGCCUUCAAGUUCUCAUGUCGUACACGGCUGCCUCCAACGUGUUUGUUGUCACUUGGACGCAAAAACGCACACAGACGUAGCAUAGAAUCAUGAUUCUGAGAAGCUAAAAUAUCCUUAUUGGCGUGGUUUGGAUCAAAAUGCAGGUCCUCUGUAACCCAUCGGGUCUCUGUGCUGCUUGGACCUGAUCUGAGAGGUGGCGUUACACACACGACUACACUUUGUUUGAUGCUAGGAAGGAGCACAUGAAGGUUCUCCAUGAAGUUUUCCAUGUAGUGUUUCUCAAGACUGACUGAUUGCUUGGAUAUUUUCAAACGGGCAUUACCUGCGUCGUAGUUUGCUUGCUCUCAGUCUUCUUCAUCUCUGCCUUUUUUGUGAAAUAUUAGUUAACUGCCACCAGAAACUCUGGCAGGAGUGUGUGAUGGUUGUAUAAGAUUAUCUCUGUGGCACCGCUCGUGGUCCAAACCUCCACAGGGUACCUUCUUAAUAUAAGGUUAGGACUUGGAAGUGACUUGUGUGAUUUUUACAGACCUUUUGGAUUAUGAUACACUUGAGCUUUACAUGCGGGUGUAUCUCAUUGCAGUGUUCUUUCAGGUCGCAUUUGACUAUCUAGGUAACAAAAAUAAUAACUUUGGAAUAACUAAUUUGGGAAAAAAAAAUGUAUUUCAUUGUUUGUCAUUUUUACACCUCGUUAUGUUACAAUAAUGGUCAUCAGUGAUCUAAAACAGUGGUUAAACAUUUCAGUAUCCAGCUGAGAAGAACAAACGGGAUUCCUGACAUCACAUUUGGUGCCAAUAUAUACAGUUUUAUAUCUAUAUACAUAUAUAUAUAUAUAUAUAUAUAUAUAUAUAUCUAUAUAGAUAUAGAUAUAUAGAUGUGAAGCACUCUUGCAGGCGUAUAUUCCCUUGUAGAAUUAGAACUUGGUUGACUUGCACUUGGUUUGUUAACUGACGGUAAAACAUUUCACACAGAUCUGUAAUCGACUGGACUAAUGAAGUGAACUCGCUUUCAUCCACGAAGCUUUUUCCUUGUUGAUGUUACACUUUCACGACACAGCACAUGGGAAGAAUGAAGGCUUUACUAUUGUUGUGCUUAUUAUCUACAUGUUCAUUCAUUUGAUUGAAAAAAUAAACAUGUUGUGACAUUGA
Messenger RNA from Solea senegalensis (Senegalese sole), 1968 nucleotides. RefSeq names its product SH3 domain binding glutamate-rich protein like 3 (gene sh3bgrl3). The record is from RefSeq and is a predicted model, not a curated record. NCBI's taxonomy places the organism in Eukaryota, Metazoa, Chordata, Actinopteri, Pleuronectiformes, Soleidae. The transcript has 3 exons. Gene Ontology annotation, cellular component: cytoplasm. Bases 124 to 402 code for a protein of 92 amino acids.